AUGCCACGUCCAGAAAAAAGUAUCGUCAAUCCACUCCAAGGCCCACCAUUCACCGACCACACUGGUCGGCGAGCUAUAUCAGCGUACUGGGGCAAGCGACCGCGCGCAGACGCACCCAUCCUGCCGCCACAAUGGUCAUUCCAAUUCUACGUCACCUCCGGCGCCACCACAGACUCAGCUCCGGAGCUACCAGAACGACUCUUGGCCGCCACUAGGAAGCCGGUACUCGAUUCAUAUCCCAUCCGCUUGGACGUAAUCUUCAUGCCUGGCGCAGACACCAACGAAUUGCUCGAUGCGUACCACGAGGGCAGAGCUCACUUCAACCUCCUCGUGCAGGUUGAGGCGGAAGACUGGGAGAUCGUAGGAGCUACUGUCGUCUCUUUCGACCUCAAAUCCGACUACCAUGACGAGGCCGAGCCUUCGACGAAUAUCGAGCGUAACGUACAGUGGGGAGAUCUCAAAGCUGCAUCAGGCCGCGGAGUGGCCGAAACGAGGUUUGUGGGCGAACUCCUUCACGACACGGCCGGUGCGUCGGGCCAAGAUGAGAUGAAUAACGCUUAUUACGAGAAGUUGGAGCAAGGACGGUCGGAUUGGGCUUGA
Molecule: messenger RNA, 600 nt
Organism: Anthostomella pinea
Lineage: Eukaryota; Fungi; Ascomycota; Sordariomycetes; Xylariales; Xylariaceae
Source: the annotation of a GenBank genome assembly